This is a messenger RNA of Aspergillus piperis CBS 112811, 1641 nucleotides long. RefSeq lists its product as uncharacterized. The transcript has 2 exons. The record is from RefSeq and is a predicted model, not a curated record. Lineage: Eukaryota; Fungi; Ascomycota; Eurotiomycetes; Eurotiales; Aspergillaceae. Bases 1 to 1641 code for a protein of 546 amino acids.
AUGUCAUGUGACAAGACAGGUAACCCAUGGCCAGCGGUCAACGAAGCCGUUAGCUUAACUGUGCCAACUAGGGUGGCCCGGGAAGACAAGCAAUUCAAGAAAGAACCACGCUCUGUAGGUCCGAGAAACUCCGUGCUCCUGUUUCCGAGGAAAUUCACACCACAACUCGUGGAGACUGGCAAACGAUCGUUUCGGCGACACCAGAUGAGGCAUAUUCAUCACAAUGAAAGCAUACCAGAAGCAUUGCCUCGAAUUCCAAACCUCGAAAGUAUUAGGGACCAAUUCGCCGAUGAUGUCACCGGCAUAGAAGAGUCUUCUUUUUCAUAUGCAAAUUUGCAACGACGCCAGGAAACCAGAAGACAUUCUUUCCGAAUACCUGAUCUUCCUGCAAUCCCAUCGAGUUGUAGUGAGGAUUCUGAUGAUUCAGAAGUUUCUCCAGGGCCACCAUCAUUAUCUACUACUCAUCCUGGACCUUCUAUGAGACAGAAGACUCAUUUAAAUGAGCGUCAUGCAAAUCAAUUAUCGGAGUAUGUGGUAGCUCUAGCGGCCCAUUCUGCAGAAAAUCAACUAAAGGAGCAGGCCCUCGCGGCUUUCCCUAACGAACAAGUCUAUCAGCCCGUGGAUCAUUUCGCAGUUGAUAGAGAGGAUGAUGACUCUUCGAAGGAUGAAAAGUUGCAAGUCCGUACAAACAUUUUCACAUCAGGCAUCCAUCGAAGGGCCUCGUCCGCAGAUCUGCCAUGGGAACUCGAGUACUUGCGCAGGCAUAAGGAGGAGGCCGAGAUGUGUGAUCGUGCUAUGGCUGGAACAAAAGGACUGCAUUUGUCGCCUACUGAUAGGCGACCUUUUGACGGAGUGAGCGGGUCUUGCGGAAACUGGGCCGGUGGGUUUGGUUUGACACAAAUCAAGCCAGGCAUAAGCCCGCCCAUGCUUGGAGAAGAUCUUGUAUUUCCGCAAAGUGUUUCACCCGAAGCGACAAUAUGUGAGAGCAGCAAUGUUGAACAUUACGUCACGCAAGACAAACAAUAUCACAAUGCUGGGCUUUGGUAUGCAGACCGCCACCUUUUCGAUGAUUCUGAUGGUGGCGGCCUUUGGAUGGGAACUUGUAAAUCCAACAAGCGCCUUUCGCGGUUGGACGUUUCGAAGUCAUCGAGCCCACGGUCAAGCGGCAAUGCCGGUGGAUAUGCUCAAUGCUCAACCGAAACCCUCACAGGUUAUGAGAACCGGUCGUCAUUGGAUUUCUCAAGGGAUACCGAAAGUUUGGACUCGAGGCACACGAGACAACAUGCUAGCGACCAGGACCUUGAUCAUGAGUUGACUGAUAGCUUUGUGACUCAGAUCUACAAUUAUUUGUCCCUGGGCUAUCCCUGUGUUGCUCGCUACUACGACCAUGAGCUCAGUAUCGUUUCUGGAAUUUCUGUAGCAGAUCUUAGACGUGAUGAUCUCAAGACAGAUGCGAAGGGUUACGUCAGCGUCAUGGAUGAAGGUCCAACGGAUCGGAAGGCAGAGAAGGGCCCAUGUAUGCGAUGGAUGGCACUGCGCUUAUAUAUACAAGAGUGGGCUAGGAAACGGCCCAAAGUGGCUGACGACGGUAUUCAUGGAGCAUGGGGGGUGUGUGAACGAAAGGGUAGCUGGGCCAUCUGA